Gregarina niphandrodes is the source of this 549-nucleotide messenger RNA. RefSeq lists its product as hypothetical. Lineage: Eukaryota; Apicomplexa; Conoidasida; Eugregarinorida; Gregarinidae. Bases 1 to 549 code for a protein of 182 amino acids. The transcript has a single exon. The record is from RefSeq and is a predicted model, not a curated record.
AUGCUCAACGAUCGAUUGGUUCCCGGCGGCACACCGCAAUUUAGGUCUCCCGCCUACUUUUCCUUCCGGUUCAUGCCGGAGGGCGGGGGUCGUAAUCAAGAGAAGGAGCUUAUGGCAGGACAGGAGGAAGACAUUUACGCUUUGGGCAUCUCUUUAUAUCUAUGGUAUUAUGGUACCUUGCCGCACCCGGACCCAGCCAAUCUGGACCUCGUUAGUACUUGGGAUAUUGUUGAUGUCCUACGUAAAGAAUUAGGCCUCGAUGAACCACUUGACGGCCCCCAACCUGUCGAAGCUACGGAUGGCCCCGUCAAUAAACAACUGACGACAAGCGACAGCUUACUUCUUGUGGCCAUACGAGCCAAAAUCGUGGACAUUCAAGAAGAAUGUCACAUGGUCGACUCUGCAGGAUGUGAGAACGUGUUCGAUCAACUGAUAAAAAUUAUGGUGCUUUUGCUGACAAAGAAAUAUCCGCUUAAUAUCUCAAUCCCCAUCAUCCGUCAAGCAAUUGCCAAGUUUAACAAGCCAGGGCAGGAUCACCCCCUAAUGUGA